Molecule: messenger RNA, 813 nt
Organism: Phycomyces blakesleeanus NRRL 1555(-)
Lineage: Eukaryota; Fungi; Mucoromycota; Mucoromycetes; Mucorales; Phycomycetaceae
Exons: 3
Coding region: 1-813 (270 amino acids)
Source: RefSeq, a predicted model, not a curated record
AUGCCACAUUCACCUAACAAUCCUAAUGAUCCAGAGAAUGAAUUAGAUAUUCUCGAAGGCGUAUUUGAGAAUGUUCUCAACGGAACACUAUCUAUGCUUUUCAAGGGCCUUGUACCAAACGUUCAACAAAAUGAAUUGCCAAAUGAAGCAAUGAUAGGCGAAGUUAAUGGAGGAGAAGAUUUUAAAAAACUAGCUCGCAAGUCUCGCAUGAACAAAGAAAAUGGUGGUUCGGAAACUAGAAAUGACGAGAAUGAGACUUAUUCAAAAGACGAUAAUAAAUCUCGAGAAUUGGCUACUAGAGAUCUACAUCCACAACCAGAAAUACCUAGUUUGGUAGGUUUACUACAGCAUAUGUUGGAAGGCCACCGAGAGGACAGAAAUGCUACUAUUUUUCAAGGACAGCAACAAGACAAUAUUCCAGAACUAAAUCCACCGAGCCUUUUCCAAUUGUUCUUUCCAAAUGUCCAUGGUUCUGAUGAGAGAGAUUCUCGGCAAGUUGACUUUUCUUCUAUUUACAGCAGAUCAAACGAUAGAGAUGAACUUGGAGCCACAAGAUCGUCCGAUAUGACAGAGCCAGAGCCCUCGUCGAAUUAUUCGUAUUCGUAUUCUUCCACACGUGUCAUACAUCUGCCAGACGGAUCAGAGGAGGUUCAGACAACCACUAGACAAAAUGGACACACGGUAAUUACCAAACGUAUAACACACCCAGAUGGAACAGUGGAUGAAGUGCGCGAAGAAAAGAAAUCUUUGAAAGAAAAGAUUGCUUCAAUUCCACAAGAGGGAAAGAGUCUCUGGAAAUCCCUCUUUGGAUAA